This is a messenger RNA of Serinus canaria (Common canary), 2471 nucleotides long. RefSeq names its product solute carrier family 5 member 9 (gene SLC5A9). The record is from RefSeq and is a predicted model, not a curated record. Gene Ontology annotation, molecular function: D-glucose:sodium symporter activity. NCBI's taxonomy places the organism in Eukaryota, Metazoa, Chordata, Aves, Passeriformes, Fringillidae. Gene Ontology annotation, cellular component: plasma membrane. The transcript is spliced from 14 exons. Gene Ontology annotation, biological process: transmembrane transport. The coding region runs from base 16 to 2013 and encodes 665 amino acids.
AGUUUGCUCAGAGCCAUGAGCCAGCAGACCACAGCCACCACGGAGCUGCCUGGGCUGCCAGGGGACACGGCAGCAGCCUUUGCAGUGGCAGACAUCGUCGUGGUGGUUCUGUACUUUGUCUUUAUCCUCGCUGUGGGGAUAUGGUCAUCGGUGCGAGCGAGCCGGGGCACUGUUGGAGGAUAUUUUCUGGCUGGACGAUCCAUGUCUUGGUGGCCUAUCGGAGCCUCCCUGAUGUCGACGGACGUGGGCAGCGGUUCGUUCAUCGGCCUGGCGGGCACGGCAGCAGCCGGGGGCAUCGCCGUCGGGGGCUUCGAGUGGAACGCCAUCUGGCCACUGCUGGCUCUGGGCUGGAUCUUUGUGCCAGUUUACAUCGCAGCAGGAGUUGUCACCCUGCCUGAGUACCUGAAGAAGAGGUUUGGAGGGCAGAGGCUGCAAAUCUACACGUCUGUGCUGUCCCUGAUUCUCUAUAUAUUCACCAGGAUAUCCACAGACAUUUUUGCUGGAGCAUUGUUCAUCCAAACUGCUUUGGGCUGGAACCUCUACUUGUCCACUGUGGUCCUGCUAGCAGUGACUGCUGUCUACACCAUAGCUGGGGGUUUGACUGCUGUGAUUUACACAGACGUGCUGCAGACCCUGAUCAUGGUGCUGGGAGCUUUGGUCCUCAUGUUCAUAGGAUUUGAAAAAGUUGGCUGGUAUGAAGGACUUAAGGAGAAAUACAGCACAGCAAUACCAAAGAUCACAGUCCCAAACACAGACUGUCACCUCCCACGGGCAGAUGCCUUUCAUUUGUUCAGGGAUCCCAUCACAGGAGACAUUCCCUGGCCUGGCCUUGUAUUUGGUCUCACUGUGGUGGCUCUUUGGUGCUGGUGCACUGACCAGGUGAUGGUCCAGAGGUCUCUCUCUGCCAAGAACCUCUCCCAUGCCAAAGGUGGAUCAGUGUUUGCAGGAUAUCUGAAACUCUUCCCUGUUUUUUUCCUUGUCAUGCCAGGAAUGAUCAGCAGAGCUCUUUUCCCAGAUGAAGUGGCCUGCGUGGACCCAGAGGUCUGCAAAAGGAUCUGUGGAGCUGCUGUGGGUUGUUCCAACAUUGCCUACCCCAAACUGGUCAUUGAACUCAUGCCUGAUGGGCUCCGGGGUUUGAUGAUUGCAGUGAUGAUGGCAGCCCUGAUGAGCUCCCUCACCUCUGUGUUCAACAGCAGCAGCACCCUCUUCGUGCUGGACAUCUGGCAGCGGCUCCGCAGGCAGCCCUCCGAGCAGGAGCUGAUGAUUGUGGGCAGAGUCUUCACCCUCAUCCUUGUGGUCAUCAGCAUUCUCUGGAUCCCAAUGGUUCAGUCGGCCAACAGUGGGAAGCUCUUUGACUACAUUCAGUCCAUAGGCAGCUACCUGAGCCCACCAAUUGCAGCCCUCUUCAUCCUGGCAAUCUUCUGCAAGAGGGUGAAUGAGCCUGGUGCUUUCUGGGGCCUUAUAGCUGGCUUUGUUGUUGGUGUGAUUCGGAUGAUCAUGGAGUUCAGUUCCAGUGCCCCGUCCUGUGGGGAGGAGGACAGGAGACCAGCUGUGCUAAAGGAUGUGCACUACCUCUACUUUGCCCUCAUCCUCUUUGUCCUCACUGCCAUUGUCAUCGUCCUCGUCAGCCUCUGCACACCCCCCAUCCCUGAAGAAAAGCUGGAUGGCCUCAUGUGGUGGACCAGGCACAAAAAAGCACCUGCCCUAAACCUGGAAAACAGUGAAGCAGCAGCACAGAUGGACCCAGAAAAGAAUGAGAAGGACCUGGAGGAAGCUGCAGCUUCAGACAUUAAGGAGGAGGCAGCAGCCAAACGUCCCUGGUGGAAAACAGUGUACAUGUGGUUCUGUGGCCUGCCCACCAACCCCACUCCCACCCUGUCCCCGGAGGAGAAAGCAGCCCUGGAGCACAGACUCACCAGCCUCGAGGAGAAGCCUCACUGGAAGAUUGUGUGUGACAUUAGUGCCAUUCUCCUGAUGGCCACCAACAUCUUCCUCUGGGCAUAUUUUGGCUGAGCUGGGGUUAUUGGCUUUUUUGGACCACACAUCCCCUUAAAGCAUGGCAAAGCAACACCAAGCAGGAUGAGGAAAACUGGGACAACUUUUAAACAUUUGAGAUAAUUUUUUUCCUCUAAGGAACAUUCAGUUUUGCAGAGAGUAGUUGUGUUAAGCCUAUUUUUUUUUUUAAAUGACAAAAUAUUUUUGAUCUUUGAUUACGUGAUGAGUUCUGCCCAUCUCACCCCACGGAUCCUUGAAGUUAACUUUUCAUUUAAAAUAAUAAUGCUGAUGUUGGUUAAACAAAAUAAUGCACUUUGAGAGCUGUGACUGCAUCUCUGAGCUUGGCCCUGACAAGGAGUGGAGACACCCACACUGCCAGAUGCAGCCAGCUGUGCACCCCCAGGAGGAACACAUUUCAUGGGUAAGCUUAUGUGACUUCACUACUCUGCUUUGAAGCACUGAAGUGAAACAAAAGA